AUGCAGGCGUUCCCCGCCCGCUAUUCCCGCUGGAUGCCCAUUCUAGCUGGAGUGGUUAUAAUCUUUCUUUUCUUACAUUUACGAAAAUCCGGCUUCGGAAUAUACACACCACAAGUAAUUAUCGAUACCGAUUUCAACUCUACAGAUACCGCGCCCUCAAAUUGGACAUCAACACCUACAAAUCAAUCAGAAAUCGAAAUCGAAAUCGAAAUCGAAAUACCCACUCCAUCCUGUCCUCCCUUGCCCGGAAUCGAAGAUGUGCUAGUCAUACUCAAGACUGGAAUAACAGAAGCACAAGAGAAAGUGCCCGUCCACAUCCGCACAACGCUACACUGCAUCCCGAACCUUCUCAUUGUCUCGGAUUUCGAAGAAGACAUUACCGGAGUCCGCACCCACGAUGUCUUCCGGAAUACGAGCGCUUCCGUGCGACAAAAUCCCGACUUCGCACUAUAUAACCGAGCCCGAAAAUCCGGCCGAGCCGGUCUUACCGAACAGGAUUUGGUAAAAGUUGCCAAUAGCGCAGCUGGGAUGUCAGAUAAUCCAGGCUGGAAACUGGAUAAAUGGAAAUUCCUACCGAUGGUAGUUGAGGCGCGGAAUUAUCAAUCUGAUGCGAAAUGGUUCGUCUUCUUAGAAGCUGAUACUUUCCCCAUUUGGUCGAAUCUGCUGGGUUGGUUGGAGCAUUAUGAUUCGAAUCAGAAAUGGUAUAUGGGGAAUCAGAUGCAGAUUGGAUCGAGUAUCUUCGCGCAUGGAGGUUCGGGAUUCGUACUUUCCAACCCGGCUAUUCAUGCUGUUGCGGAUGAGUAUAUGGACUCAGAGCGCAUGGGUUAUUGGCAUGCGGAAACAGAACGACAUUGGGCUGGGGAUUGUAUUUUGGGGAUGGCGCUUGCUGCAAUUGAUAUCCCGUUGACUUGGGCUUGGCCACAUGUUACUGGACAGUCGGUUUGGGAGCAGGAUGCUGUUAAUGAUGAACGGGGGAAGAAACAAUGGUGUUAUCCUCCCUUCACGUUUCAUCAUAUGGCUCCUGAGGAUAUUGAGCAGAUGUACGAUUUUGUUAAGGAAUGGUAUGCGAGUGAACCCGGACCUUAUAUGCUAUAUGGCGAUGUCUUCCAACGGUUCAUCCGCCCAAAACUUGCAGAUAGAAUGGAGAACUGGGACAAUAUGGCGCCAGAAGAAGUAAAAAAGGAAGGCGAAGAACCGACCAAGUGGACAUUAUAUGAAUGCGCCGAGGAAUGUGCUAAGAAGCCUCGUUGCUUGCAAUACCGUGUCGACGAAGCUGGAACAUGCAAGACCUCUGAAUGGGCUCUCCGUGGUAAACCAUCACCUGGAGUGAUGACUGGCACGAUGAUGUGGAGGGUGGAUUCUAGAAUCCAGACUUUGGGCGAGUGUACCAACCCGCAAUGGAUCGUUCCGACUCGAUGA
Molecule: messenger RNA, 1419 nt
Organism: Penicillium malachiteum
Lineage: Eukaryota; Fungi; Ascomycota; Eurotiomycetes; Eurotiales; Aspergillaceae
Exons: 2
Coding region: 1-1419 (472 amino acids)
Cellular component (GO): membrane
Molecular function (GO): glycosyltransferase activity
Source: RefSeq, a predicted model, not a curated record